Leptopilina boulardi is the source of this 497-nucleotide messenger RNA. RefSeq lists its product as uncharacterized. The coding region runs from base 9 to 488 and encodes 159 amino acids. NCBI's taxonomy places the organism in Eukaryota, Metazoa, Arthropoda, Insecta, Hymenoptera, Figitidae. The record is from RefSeq and is a predicted model, not a curated record. The transcript is spliced from 2 exons.
AUAAAAUUAUGUGUGAAAUUGUGGGAAGUGGUGCAUCCGACCAUCGAAAACGAUUGUUGGCCCUUCUUGAGAAGGUGAAGAACAUGAAGCCGGCAACUGACCCGGAGGAAGUGGAACGUGCUCCGGAUGAGGAAGAAAAGGGGCGCAUAAGCAAAAUUGCUGCGUGCAUCCGGGUUUACAACCUUUUAGGGAAAAUUGGAGGAGAAAGGGGGUUUCUGGUGGAGUUUGGCGACUGGGGGCGGGCGCCUGUUCGUCAGGAUGACCAGGCGCUUUGGCGGCUGGACCCGGCCAUGCGGGGCAGUGGCCCCAAGAAGCAAUACUCUCGCAGCCAAUGGCACCAAGAGUACCGUUGGUGCGAGAGUACCCGGGGAUACGUCUGUCGUGGUUUCUGGGCUACUGUGAGUAGACUUUCACUUCACACCAUCAGCUCGCCUCUAAAUUUUUAUUUUAUAUGUUUCUCUUUUCUCUCUUUUUUUUUUUUAGUCUAGAUUUGCUGA